Messenger RNA from Haemonchus placei, 1026 nucleotides. The record is from the annotation of a GenBank genome assembly. NCBI's taxonomy places the organism in Eukaryota, Metazoa, Nematoda, Chromadorea, Rhabditida, Trichostrongylidae.
AUGGGUCAGUCAGUGUCGCGAGAUGACUUCAUCUGGACGUAUACAGAGCAGCCACAUAUGAGUAGAAGAGAUGCUAUAGUUAGAGCACACCCUGAAGUCAGAGAGCUUUUCGGCAUUGAUGAGUCAUUCAAGUUUGUAGUGGUGGCAAUGGUGUUAUUCCAGGUCUUCAUGUGUUGGUUGUUGCAAGAUGCAAGCUGGACGCUAAUAUUUAUAGAAGCGUAUUUUUGUGGCGGCGUUAUUAAUCAUGCGAUGACAUUGGCUAUCCAUGAUAUCUCUCACAAUACUGUAUUUGGAAACAAAUAUCCACUCUCGAAUCGAUUUUUUGGAAUGAUUGCCAAUCUUCCCAUUGGAAUACCAAUAUCCAUUUCUUUCAAGAAGUAUCACGUGGAACAUCAUCGCUAUUUGGGAGAAGAUGGACUAGAUACGGAUGUUCCGACCGAUCUUGAAGCCUACCUCUUCACGACACCUGCUCGAAAAUUCAUCUGGUUGCUCUUUCAGCCGCUAUUCUAUGCAUUUCGUCCGUUGAUUAUCUACAAAAAAGCCCCGUCUGAUCUUGAACUCAUCAAUGCGAUCAUACAGGUAGUACCCCUACCCGUCUAUUGCUUUCGACCUGUUCAUACUACAAACCUUCGGCAUGCGAUCUCUCUUGUAUCUCAUUCUGGGCACUCUUGUCGCGAUGGGAGUUCACCCGAUUAUUAUGGUCCUUGGAAUUUGUGCACGUUCAAUGUCGGCUAUCACGUGGAACACCAUGAUUUUCCGUACAUUCCUGGAAGGAAUCUUCCUGAGGUUCGAAAAAUUGCUCCUGAGUUCUACAACAACCUUAUGACACACUCCUCAUGGACAAAAGUACUGUGGGACUUCGUAUUCUCACCUAAUAUGGGGCCCUUCAUGCGUUUGAAAAGAAAAGCUCGUGUACCGCAGAAUUUUGAAACCAGACACGCUUUGCUUGAAUACUACCAGGCGGUAAGUGUUUCCUUUCUCCAUCAGGUCUACAACGUCUUCCAUAUUGACAAUGGAGCACUUUAG